Messenger RNA from Lottia gigantea (owl limpet), 831 nucleotides. RefSeq lists its product as hypothetical. The record is from RefSeq and is a predicted model, not a curated record. The transcript has 10 exons. Lineage: Eukaryota; Metazoa; Mollusca; Gastropoda; Lottiidae. The annotation marks the transcript as partial.
GGUCCUCCUGGACUACCAGGACCUCGUGGUCCACCUGGCGUUAAAGGGGACAAGGGUAUACCUGGUCCUGCUGGAGAGAUUGGGGCAACUGGUGAACCGGGAACAGCUGGAAUUGCUGGUUCGCCAGGGCUACCAGGACAAAAUGGCGGACCACCUGGCCCACCGGGAGAAAAAGGAAUUACGCCUGGGGAGCGAGGUGCUCCGGGUGAAAGAGGACCUGCUGGAGGACAAGGUGUACCAGGAGUACCAGGGUUACCAGGGCCGCCAGGAUUAACUGGGCCAAGAGGAUUAAGAGGACAACCAGGAAUGCCGGGUAUGCCUGGAUUACCGGGCCGAAGUGUUUCUGAGAGUGAAAUAAGAGAAUUGUGUUAUCAGAUUUUAAGAGAUCAAAUUGAAGAUUUGGUUGCUGAUUUAAGAGGUCCACCAGGACCACAAGGUGUUGGUAAACCUGGCAGACCAGGAGCUCCCGGAGAUCAAGGACUCGAAGGACCAGUUGGGCCACCAGGUGAAAGAGGUUUCAUGGGAUUACCAGGCUUACCAGGUCCACAAGGACCACCCGGAUCACAAGGAUCUAAAGGUGAUAGAGGACCUACAGGGUAUGGUAUGGAUGGUAAACCAGGACCACCAGGUGCUUCAGGUCCAACUGGACCGCCCGGAGAGGGCAUCAUGGGUAGACCGGGUGAACGAGGACCACCCGGACAAAACGGAAACACCGGACAUAGGGGUCAAAGAGGUCAACCUGGACCCCCAGGAUAUUGUGAAUAUUGUAAUUACGCUAGUGCAGGAACGAACUAUCUUCGUAUGUCACGAAAUAACAACAAGGGGCCUUAA